CUUGCUAUUGUUGUGGUGCAAAGGGACACUUUGCUUAUGUAUGUCCUUUGAAGAGAUUGAUAGCCCAAGGUAAAGUGAAGCAAAUUUGGGUUCCAAAAGGAACUUUAAGCACUAACCCCCAUGGACCCAAGCAAAUUUGGGUACCAAAAAUCAACACUUAAUUUUGUUUUGUAGAUAUACCAGAGGGUGGAGAUGAUGAAUUUGAGAAUGUCAACCAUGAAGAAAUUAGACUCACACUUGCACCGACGUGUGCUACAAAUCAUAUUAGUGUGGGCUUUCUUUUCACUGGAAAACAAAGCAUUGCAGUGGAUUAUUAGUCGUAUUCUUGCUCAAAGAAAGGAGUCUAAGUCUGUUGUGCUUACUAGUGAUCUUCCUUGGUUUGAUUAUCUUCUGAAGCGAAAAAGGUUAAACCUUGGUAAAUUUAUUUACCACAACAUUAUCAAGAAUUACUCCUCGAAUAUGGGUCUUCCGCAUGGUGCAUUGAUCACUAGGCUAGUAAAAAGGAACAACAUUGAUCUUGAAUCUUUUAAGCAUGGGAAAAUUAAAGCUGGGACUACUCUCACUCAAGCAUCCUUUGAGAAAAUGCAAAUUGUGUUCCGGAAUGGUGAUUGGAGGAAAAGAGGGGAUCAAGCAAUAGGACAGCAAAGUGAUGAAGAAGAAGGUGAUGCAGAUCAAGAAAUGGCAGAACAAGGGGAAGAAGAACAUGGAAGUGACAGCCCAAGACCCUUUCAAACUUCCAUGCAAAGGACUAACCGCGAAACCAUGAAGCUUAUGGUAAAUGAGAUGCGGCAGUUGCACACCGACUUCUAUGGUUUUCGAACGAAAAUGAAAGGGAGGAUGGAUACCAUGGAUGGAAAGCUUGAUCAGCUUGUUAACCAUUUUUUUCCUCCACCCCCACCUAGUGCCACCUAACUUGAUGUUUCUUUAGUUUGGCUAACCUUUAGGAUGGACAUCUUAGGGUUAUGCAUUUUAAGUUUUUAGGCUUGUGACUAUGUUUUCUUUGACCAUGGAUAUUUCUUGAACCGUUUUAUCAUGUUUUGUGAAUGGUAAUGGCAUCACUUGUGUUAUCAUGCUUUGUGAAUGGUUGUUUAUGAUUUUGAUGAUUGUAUGCUCUUAUUGAGGAGGAGCAUUUUGUGGUUAAAUUGCUCUUCUUAAUGGUUACCAUGCUUAAAUUGCUCUUCUUAAUGGUUACCAUGCUUAAAUGCUUUAAAGAUUGAUGUGCAUGAAUUAAGGGGGAGUUUGUUGAUUAUGUGCUUUUUGAUGAAUGACAAAAAGGGGGAGAGAAUAUGCUAAAUUUCUAUCAUUUUCUAGAGUAUCUUUGUGCUGAGAUUCUGGUUAAUAUUGAAGUAUAUAUGUGCUUUCAUUAAUUCAUUCUCAAAGUGUUUUGUCAUCAUCAAAAAGGGGGAGAUUAUUGUACCUAUGAUUUUGAUGAUUACAAAACACAUUUGAGUAACUAAUUGGUUCAUUUAAGUGUGUAGUUAAAAUGUCAAAAGAUUGCAAAAUAAGUAAACUUGGAUUGCACUU
This is a messenger RNA of Rubroshorea leprosula, 1524 nucleotides long. The record is from the annotation of a GenBank genome assembly. Lineage: Eukaryota; Viridiplantae; Streptophyta; Magnoliopsida; Malvales; Dipterocarpaceae.